This is a messenger RNA of Culex pipiens pallens (northern house mosquito), 1055 nucleotides long. RefSeq lists its product as uncharacterized. Lineage: Eukaryota; Metazoa; Arthropoda; Insecta; Diptera; Culicidae. The transcript is spliced from 5 exons. The record is from RefSeq and is a predicted model, not a curated record. Bases 90 to 941 code for a protein of 283 amino acids.
GGCAACAUCAACUGUUGUGCUCCGAUUGAAAAUAAAAGAUUUAAAUUAGUUCAACCUAUUUACUGUUGUUCAGUGACAAACAAUCGGUGAUGGAGAAGGUUAUAAUUGUUGUUAUAUUUCUGGUUACACUGAAUUUAUUGUGUCAAGCUUGUGAUGAUGGUCCAUGCCAGAUUCCUAUAAAGCAUUACUCCGAAAUUGGUUGUAAACCGAUCCACGAGGAAGGUCGUGGCUGCCCAACAAGAUAUGAAUGUCCAUCGUUCGCGGAUCGCGAUAACCGGAAGUGCUACUUCAACGGAAACAUUUACGAGCCUGAGAGCAGUUUAUCUAAAUUUGACGAAGGACUUUCCCCUUGCUAUGCUGGUUGUAUUUGCGUUAACCUGAACCACUUUUCAUCCUUCAUCUGUGCUUCGUUCUCAUGUCCGGAAGUUACGGCACGAGGGACAGACUGUAUCUUUAAGUACUCACCUUUCGAAUGCUGCCCCACUGAAAAGGUUUGCGGUGAUGAGACAAAAAAGCUCACCGAGUGUUAUUUGGAAGGAACACGUUAUCUGGAAGGCGAGAUGAUGUAUCCACGGGAAGAAUCGUGCUACAAGUGCAGUUGCCAGAAAGGAUUCGACAACAGUACCAUAAGAGGGAAUCCAAAUUGCUACGAGCUGAACUGUGGCAUCGAGUUGUUGAAUUUGGAGCAGCUAAUGAACGGCUGCAGUCCGGUGUUCUAUGGAACACGUGGAUGUUGUCCAAUUUGGUGGAGAUGUCCGAGUGAUGAGGAUACGGUAAUCCAUGAAGAACAACCAGAGAAUGCAAAUGAAAUCAAUCCGAAGCUGCAAUGCAAAUUUGGAAAUCUAACUCUUAACGUUGGGGACUAUGUGUCAUCCGAUCGAACGAAUGUUUCCUGUAAGUGCUCUAUACCUCCGAUGGUUCACUGUGUGCAGAAUAAGUAGGAAUGCUUCUCGGACAUAACUGUGUUACAAAUAUAAAUAAAAUUUGAUUGAAGUGUAUCAAUUGAUUUUUUUAUUUGUUAUUUUUAUAUAGUUUCAUUUAAAUAUAGUUUAAUC